This is a messenger RNA of Anarrhichthys ocellatus (wolf-eel), 892 nucleotides long. RefSeq names its product allograft inflammatory factor 1-like. The transcript has 6 exons. The coding region runs from base 64 to 507 and encodes 147 amino acids. Gene Ontology annotation, molecular function: actin filament binding; calcium ion binding. Gene Ontology annotation, cellular component: ruffle membrane; actin filament. NCBI's taxonomy places the organism in Eukaryota, Metazoa, Chordata, Actinopteri, Perciformes, Anarhichadidae. The record is from RefSeq and is a predicted model, not a curated record. Gene Ontology annotation, biological process: ruffle assembly; actin filament bundle assembly.
UUAGAGAAACGCCAUCAUAGCUUUCCGCACUUUCCGUGUUCGGCUCUCAGCACUGUCAACAGAAUGGACAGCAAUGCUCAAGGAGGUAAAGCAUACGGUCUUCUCAAGUCUCAACAGGAAGAAAGACUGGACUCGAUCAAUGAGGCUUUUCUCUCAGACCCCAAGUAUGCAGAAGAGGAAGACCUAAGUUCAAAGCUUGACAUGUUUAAAAAGAAAUACAUGGAGUUUGAUCUCAACGACAAAGGAGAAUUAGAUUUAAUGGGGUUAAAACAAAUGCUGGAAAAACUCGGAUUGGCCAAGACUCACUUAGAGCUGAAAAAGAUGAUGGCAGAGGUCGCUGGAGGGCCAUCGAAAGACACCCUCAGCUACAGUGACUUCCUGAAUAUGAUGCUGGGAAAAAGAAAUGGAAUUCUAAAACUGAUCUUGAUGUUUGAAGGCAUGGGAAAGGAGCAGGAGCACAAAGAUGUUGCACCACCUCGUCGCAAAACCUUUUCUGAUCUGCCUUGAAAGAGCUCUUCAUCCCAGGAGGGAUUACUUUUUUCAGAUUUAAAUAUAACCCAAAUCUUUAAAAUCCAUGUCAAUAGAAAAAACAAAACACCAACCAUACUGUAUAAUGUGCAUUAUGAAGAAAUGGAAUCUACAUGAAAUGCUUUGGAUAUAGUGGACUACCAAAGCCUGCUUAAUCCAUAUGAUAUUGCUUUAGCUACUUAAUUAAAUAGAACACAGGGCCGAUUCAUAUCUGGACUCUACAUGACCAUUAUCGUGUCAGACAAAAUACCAUAAUAUGUACAAUAUAGGAAUAGCACCGUUUUAUACAAGGUGAAAGCCAUGAUUCAAAGCAUAAAUUCAAUGGUAGUUUUGUUGGAAAUUCAUUAAAGUGAAUGAAAAUAAA